This is a messenger RNA of Vicia villosa (hairy vetch), 976 nucleotides long. Its product is annotated as VQ motif-containing protein 4. NCBI's taxonomy places the organism in Eukaryota, Viridiplantae, Streptophyta, Magnoliopsida, Fabales, Fabaceae. Bases 102 to 776 code for a protein of 224 amino acids. The record is from RefSeq and is a predicted model, not a curated record. The transcript has a single exon.
CGCAUCUCAUUAUUCUAUUCUACACUCUACUCUACUCUAUUCUAUUUAACACUCUUUACUUCUCAACUUUCUUCUCUCUUCCUUCCUUCUUCAUUUCUUCCAUGGAUUCCAUUUCCAUGAGAUACCAAGAAGAUCAAACCCCAUCUUCUCUCCCUUCCCCCAAAACCCAAAUCCCCUCCCCAAGACCCAUCACAAGAUCCGAACCCGGUAACCCAUACCCAACAACGUUCGUUCAAGCAGACACAACCUCGUUCAAACAAGUUGUCCAAAUGUUAACCGGUUCCUCGGAAACAUCAAAACAAGCAUCCUCCUCUUCCUCCAAACCAAACCACCACAACCACAACCACCUCAACAACAACAACAACAUUCCACCAAUCAACACCAUCCCCAAAAAACAACACCAAUCCGGUUUCAAACUCUACGAAAGAAGAAACUCACUUCACAAAAACCUCAACAUAAACCCAUUACUACCCAUUUUCUCCAACAACACAUCUUUCUCACCUCGUACCAAACAAGAGAUCCUCUCACCUAGCAUCCUAGAUUUUCCUUCUCUUGUCUUAAGCCCUGUCACACCUCUUAUACCCGACCCGUUUGACCGAUCCGGACCCUCCAGAAGCUCUUGCUUGAACGCGGAAGCUGAAGAUAAAGCCAUUAAAGAGAAGGGAUUCUUUUUACAUCCUUCACCGGUUUCAACUCCCAGAGAUUCUGAACCUCGUUUGCUUCCUCUUUUUCCUACGACUUCUCCUAGGGGUUCAGGUCCUUAUUCUGCAUCUUGAAUUUUUCUUUAUUUUUUUUUUUACUUUUUUUUUUGUUUUAAUUUUUAUUGGCAUUGUUGUUGCUGAUGAAAUUGAAAGAGAUUGAUUUGUACUGUUUUAUUUUAUGGAAGAGAAUUGAAUUCAAUAAUAUUUUUGUUUUGUUUUUUAGUAUGAAUUUUUUUUACCUUUGAAUGUUAUUAGGGGGAAAUGUUAAAUUUGAA